Apiotrichum porosum is the source of this 234-nucleotide messenger RNA. RefSeq lists its product as uncharacterized. The transcript is spliced from 2 exons. Bases 1 to 234 code for a protein of 77 amino acids. Lineage: Eukaryota; Fungi; Basidiomycota; Tremellomycetes; Trichosporonales; Trichosporonaceae. The record is from RefSeq and is a predicted model, not a curated record.
AUGCAGCAAGCCUUAAUUCAGCACAAACAAGCACACGUCUUCACUCACCAGCAACAACACGCGCAUGGCACCGAACGCCAGCGGCCGUCAACGGCUUCGACUUUGAGACGAUUCUCGGCAGAAGUCGCUCCAAAGGAACCAUCAUCGCCGUCUGCAAAGGCCCUCUCCAAACUGCGGGUAUCGCCACCCACUAGCCAGAUGGGAGCGGGCACACCUGGCAAGCUUGGCACUUGA